This is a messenger RNA of Panonychus citri (citrus red mite), 1984 nucleotides long. Its product is annotated as protein cab-1-like. Gene Ontology annotation, cellular component: membrane. Lineage: Eukaryota; Metazoa; Arthropoda; Arachnida; Trombidiformes; Tetranychidae. The record is from RefSeq and is a predicted model, not a curated record. The coding region runs from base 232 to 1413 and encodes 393 amino acids. The transcript has a single exon.
CUAACAUAUUGAGAAUCUGUUUUUCUAUUCUCGUGUUGGUUUAUCCUUCUUGUUGAUUUAUUUUCUUUUCUCUUUGUUUUCUGUUGGAUUUUUUAUUCUUCUCAAUUUCUAUUGAUAUUGUUGAUUAUGUCACUAUUCUAAUUGUUGUUCUAAAAGAAACAAAUAACAGAAAGAAAUCAUUUUCUCUGUUUUGGAAACAGUUCUGUUUUCUUUGGGUGUGUUUGGUGGAGUAUGAAUUUUCCUACUUCUCUGCAACAUCAUAACCUUUACCCUAAUCAAUGGAUUAAAAAUUCUUGGGUUCCCUUUGGAUGGAAGAUUAUCUUUACCAUUUUGUUAACAUUCUAUUUAAUUUCAUCAACUGUCAACUCUCAGAAUGUUGAUUACCUUUAUCACAAUCGAGUUUAUCGACAGAAUAUCUUAUCAGGCCUGAAGCGUCAAAAUCAGCCUGUGGUGGUUGAUCCUUCAGUUGAUGAUUAUACGGUGGACAAUUAUGAGAAAACACGGUUUAAAUUUAGAUCUUCUGACAAUAAUAUUGGAGCAGGAGAUUAUCGUAUCUCUAACCAGGGUGUUAAAGGUAAUGGUGAUUAUACCUUUGGAUUAGAUGAUUCAUAUUCCACCAGCCCCUUGGAUAGUGUUAACUCUAAUAACAAUGAAAACCUUCAGCGUCUUCACCAAGAACAGCCUCAAGUUGUCAAUCAAAAUGGAGAUUCUGAUGUAUCGAGCUUCUUCAAGUCCACUCCGUUAUCUUCAUCUCAGCUUAAGGCCCCGAGUUUCCAUGUUGAUUCUUCCCAACCGAUGACUAUGUACACACGAACUUCAUCUUUAGCUUCAGCCAGAAUUCAUACCGAUUCCGAAGAUUCAGUUGAAAAUCUAUUCUUUGUUGGAUCGGUUAUUGGUGUUACCUUUGUUGGAAUCUUUUUGGUCGUUGCUACCGGAUAUUUUGUCCAUCGAAUUAACAUUCAAAGGCGAGCAGCAGCGGACGUUGAAUAUCCGGCUUAUGGAGUAGUUGGACCGGGAGCUUCUUUAAAGGAGAAAGAAUCUUUAUCGUCAGUUAAAUCAACAUCGGGAACAUCUAAAGGAGCAUCGGGUAGUGGAACUGUUGGUGGACCAGGAUCAUUAUCUCCCAGUGGUGAUCGUAGGUUAGCUCAAUCAGCACAAAUGUACCAUUAUCAUCAUCAGAAACAACAGAUGAUCUCUUCGGAUAAACUGGCCACCGAGGCCGGUGGUCAACAUCCGUCAACAUCUGAGGUUGACUCUGAGGAGGAGGAAAAUGAAGAAGGUGAUUACACCGUCUAUGAGUGUCCUGGCUUAGCUUCAACCGGAGAGUUGGAGGUAAAAAACCCGCUCUUUCAAGAUGAUAUAACUCCAAUAUCUUCACCAUCCGUAGGUAAUUCAAAGCAAGCUGGUAAUUAAAUUAUGACAAUCAGAAUGGCAAAGAUUGUAAACUCGUUCAAUCAACUUUAAUUAUCAACAGCAAAGAAAACAAUCAUUCCAAAUAAUUAAAAUCGAAUCAGAAAUUCAAUCAAAUCUAACCAACUCUUCAAAACGAAAUCAAUUCCAGUUAAUCUUCCUCGUCUCUCUCUCUCUCUCUCUAUCACUCACUAUCUCUCUAAUUGAAUAAUCAAAACAAACUAAUUGGUAAUGUUAAAACAAAUCGUUGUUAUUUCUUCAAGUUUAAUUAUGUUCCCUCUUCGGAUAAUAUGGAUCACAGUUAAUCAUAAUGCACAACAAUCAAAGCGGAAAAAUGGGCUAACAAAUGUCGAUCAUCAGUAAAUGAGAUAAAUUCAUCAGGAAAGCAUGACUGAUUUAGAAAAAGAAAGACAACAAUUAACUGUUUAAUUGUAUCAUCUUCUUUUUUUCUUGUUAAUCAGUUAUUACAUUUACUGUAAUCAAAGAUGUACAAUCAACAAUCAGUUGUGUAAAACACUAAAAAUUGAAAAUUAAUCAUAAUCAGUAAAUCAACGGACAUGUUUCAUGAUAAAAA